AACAAAAAAUUUAAAUGUCUCGUAUAAAUUACAUACAACAAAAUCAAGAUAACUGAUAAAGGAAAUAUGAACUGGGCCUAUUUAUAAUUAAACCCUGUUGUAUGUCAAGUGUUUUGUUACAGCAGUAGACGCAGCCCAAAAAUAAACCAGUUCGAUUAAAAUAUCAAAAAUGUAACUACGUAAAUCGGAUGAAACGCUAAGCCAACACAAUAAAUUUGAGCAAAAAAUUUUACGGAAUGUCCUCUUAUAUAGAUUUAUUUCUGAAAACUGAAUUAACCUGUAUACCCAGACUCAUUCAUAAAUAUGCUGGGAGUUAUUACAACAAUGGUCUUUGCAAUGGAGCCACCUGGUUGUUUGUAUUGUGGUGUUGUUUACAUUUGCUCUUCGAUUGGUUUCUAAAGGCCUUUUUGCGAAAAGUCAAAUAUAAAGAAUAUAUAUCUGACAGAUUGGCACACAGUUUAUGGUACCUGGGAUAUUAUGGUACAGCACUAUUUUACUGUGGAGCUACUAUUUUUCAAAAUGAAAUGGAACUGUUUAAUUUUAAAAAGAUGCAUGUCCCAUCCAGUUCUAAUUUACCCAAUACAUUAAUUAUUGGUUAUACAUUAAUGUCGACGUUUUAUUUACAUAGUAGUGUCUGGGAGGGACUUAAAAACGGUCGAGUUUUGUCUAUGAUUGCAUAUUUAUUAUUGACAUUAUUCCUCAUUGUUUCAUAUAUUUUAAGAAUUGUGGAAAUAUCAUUUACAUUGACAUCCCUUAUUAGUAUAGCCCAAAUAUUGGUAGAAAUAAUAAGGAUUACCACAGUGUUGUCUAAUCAAGACAUAUUUUUUGUUAACAUUUUCUUGAGUACUCUUUUAUGCAUAUGUGUUGUGAUCUAUGUUACAGUUUAUCUUUUUAUAAUUCCGCUAACAUUUAUUAUUCCCAUGGGUUUGAAAAUUGUCUCAGACUAUCCUGACACUCUUUUAAGAAUGUUAAUACUCAUCAAUGCCUCUUGGCUCUUCAUAGAAGUAUAUAAUUCGGUUGCUUACAAAUUAAUAUACCAUUGGAUAUUUCAUAGUGAUGAUGCAGAAAAAAUUUGUAACAUGAUUGACUGUUCUCUUUUUGAACCGAGAGAUGACGUUGCCUUUCAUUUAGAGAAUUACCGACAGGAGGUCAGAGCCAAAGAAGCAGAGAUGAUGUCUUUAAGGAAACCAAAGAAUAAGAGUAUGCUGAUUCAAACGCUUAAAUGUAUGGUAGCUAUAAAACGCAAGCUUAGUGAAAAACGUCUGUCCGAAAAUUCUUCUGAUUCUGAUGACUCCGAAAAGUCGGGUGAUAGUGACGCUAAACUCCGUGAAAAUGAAGACAACGAAGAUAGGGAAUUGGAUUCCGACGAUGAAGAAUCCGACACAGACGUUGACGACUCGAUGGGCAGCGAAGAACAAAGCGAAUGUUCCGAAAAAUCUUCCAAGAAAGAUCAAUAAAGCCCUAGCAUGAUAGACGCACAAAAUAUAUAUAUACACAUUUGUCCAUGUAGCGCGAAAAACGUAUAAUUAAGUUUUAAAAUAGUAUUAAUCUAUCAACUGUUACCAGAAUCUAGUAUCUAUUCACUGUUCUAGUCAUAUAGUACCUGUUUUUCUUUGUUUUAUUAUAUUGAUUAAAAAUAAUUUAAUAAAAUUUCCUUUCAUUAUUUUCUUAUUUGUUAAUAGUAAUAAAAAAGAACGAUUUAUUAUAGUA
Messenger RNA from Aethina tumida (small hive beetle), 1710 nucleotides. RefSeq lists its product as uncharacterized. The record is from RefSeq and is a predicted model, not a curated record. NCBI's taxonomy places the organism in Eukaryota, Metazoa, Arthropoda, Insecta, Coleoptera, Nitidulidae. Bases 237 to 1457 code for a protein of 406 amino acids. The transcript is spliced from 8 exons.